AUGGCACACAAAACCAACUCAUCAGUCAAGGCCUAUAGCGGCUCAGCAAAAGGCGCCGCCUCGCACGUAUCGGCCCCUUCUCACGUCCACGCGCACAAUCACAGCGGCAGCUCAUCCAAGAAACACUCGGGCACGGAGAAUCUUGACAGAUAUGUGCAGGAUGAAAGGGACCACAGGUCUCUUGCUGUAGCAGAGUACGAUGCUCAUCAGCAGGAAGCCAAGGAACGGCAUUCGCUUGGAGGCCGGACUUAUUUCAAUGAGCAUGAUGAUCAGCUGGGAGCUGUAAAGGUUUCUGUUUGUUAUGUGUUUGUAUUGGAAAUUGGAAGAGAUGGGAGCAGCACGACCAUUAGGUCACGCUUUGCAUGA
Messenger RNA from Drepanopeziza brunnea f. sp. 'multigermtubi' MB_m1, 366 nucleotides. RefSeq lists its product as uncharacterized. NCBI's taxonomy places the organism in Eukaryota, Fungi, Ascomycota, Leotiomycetes, Helotiales, Drepanopezizaceae. The record is from RefSeq and is a predicted model, not a curated record.